GCAAACUUAGUUGCUUCCGGGGAGCGGGAAACAAAGUCAUGUGAUAAUUGGGGCUGCAUUGAUCAUUGAUCACUCACUUAAUGAUGUAUAUCAGAAGGGGAAAAUAAAUCAGUUAACCAGUUACACUGAUUCAUUUUUACUUGAUAAGGAUAAGAUUACGCUUGCGCAAUCACAACCAAUCAUCUAUGCGGCCCCACGUAUCACGUUCCCUGCUCCCCGGAAACAGCAUCACCUCCGUUAGUUAUUGCUCGGUCUUCGGUCUCCAUAGAUCUAUGCCCAUAUCUAUAUCUUUAUAUUACAAUUUUCUCAAUCUUUAAUCCUUAACAUAUCACAUGAUAUCUUUUAAGAAUAAGGUCAAAAGUGAAAGCCUGAAAUGUUAAUCAUGUGCGUUAUACCUGUUGAAUGUGUGACUAAUGUUAAUGUCGAGAGAAAACGAAUUCCACGGGUGUGUGCAGUACAAAAAUGUCUACGAACAAAAUUACAUUUAAUUUAUUGAGAAAUAGAAAUAUAACCAGAGGAAUCUUAUGCAGUGAUCAUAAUGUGAAUUGUGAAAGACAAAGAAAUAUGCACAUUUCAACACAAAACAGAUUCCAUUUACAUCAACCCAACAAGAUUGAAGCAAAGCUUGCAGGAAGUCAAAAGCCAGAUUGGAACAGAGCUGUUUCAGAAGCGGAGAAAAUUGUUGGAUAUCCAACGUCAUUUUUAAGUUUACGGUGGCUCUUAAGCGAUGAAAUAGCAAAUGUAGCUUUGCAUUUGAGAAAACUAGUAGGAUCUAAUCAUCCUUUGUUAAAAACAGCCAAAAGUGUUAUUUAUAAUGGACGUAACAACAUGCAAGCAUGGGGUCUUAUUGUAUUGUUAAUUUCAAAAGCUGCUGGUCACUUAGGCGUAGAUGAUAUGGAGGAAGACAAAGCAGCAGGUGUAUUACACAGUCAAAGAGCUUUAGCAGAAGUAACUGAAAUGAUACGUACUAGUCAUCUUGUUCACAAAGGUUUAGUAAAUAUAGAAUCUGAUGUUUAUCUAGAAACAUCAGAAUUGAAUGAUAUGAAUUUUGGUAAUAAAAUUGCACUACUAAGUGGGGAUUAUUUAUUGGCAAAUUCUUGUGCUGAAUUAGCAAAUCUUCGCAAUCAAGAUAUUGUUGAAUUAAUGUCAAGUGCUGUGAGAGACUUAGCAGAGGCAGAAUUUGUAGGACGUAGAGAUAACCAAAAUAAUCCUUUACCUUCUAUACCACCCGAAGAUCGUAAGGAUUAUGCAGUAAAGGAAUGGACCCUUAGAAAUGUUUUAAGUGCUGGUGCCUUAUUAGGAAAGUCUUGUAAAGGUGCAUUAAAAUUAGCAGGACACAGCAAUGAAAUACAGGAACAAGGUUACAAUUUUGGAAAACACUUAGCGUUGGCUUGGCAAGCUUGCUUAGAUUUAGGUCCAUUUAUUACAAAAGAUCAAAAUGUAACAUUCAAUCUGUGUUCUGCACCAAUUAUGUUUCAUAUUGAACAUGACCCAUCAAUUUUGACAGAAAUUGAUAAAGGUUUGGAAUCUGUAAAUAAUGUAGAUUAUGUUAAGAUUCAUAAAAUUGUUAUGAUGGGACCUGGAGUAGAAUUAACAAAACAAUUACAGAAAAGACAUUCACAAAGGGCAAUGGAAGUUUUAAGUGUAUUUGAAAAGAAUGAUGCAAGAACAGCAUUAUAUAAUAUUAUUGCAGCUAUGGGGGAUUUCUGAACAAUAAUUUCAAUUAAAAAGUAAUAUAUUUUAUAUAAUUGCCCAAAGAUCAGUUUGAGGACUCCGUCCUAUUUUAAGUUUUCAGUUUUAAUAUACUUAUGAAAUUUAUAUUUUGUCUAUAUUAUAUAAUAAUAUUUAAAUAAAAU
Bombus pyrosoma is the source of this 1856-nucleotide messenger RNA. It is a transcript of the gene Pdss2, whose product is annotated as all trans-polyprenyl-diphosphate synthase PDSS2. NCBI's taxonomy places the organism in Eukaryota, Metazoa, Arthropoda, Insecta, Hymenoptera, Apidae. The coding region runs from base 463 to 1710 and encodes 415 amino acids. Gene Ontology annotation, biological process: ubiquinone biosynthetic process; isoprenoid biosynthetic process. Gene Ontology annotation, cellular component: mitochondrion; transferase complex. The transcript is spliced from 6 exons. Gene Ontology annotation, molecular function: prenyltransferase activity. The record is from RefSeq and is a predicted model, not a curated record.